AUGUCCUACUUCGGCGUCAACGGCAAGGUCGCGGAGAUCUGCACAGGAGUCAGCGGUUGGCGGCCACUCCGUUCGGCAUUUGCCGAGAGGAAGCUGUGGGUUUUGUGGCGAUGUGGAGGAUGGAUCGAGCUCGAUCUCCCCGUGGCGGUUGUCGUCGUCGAUGGCGGGCUUGGAUCCAAGACCGAGGGUGCUUGGGGCGUGGCCUCGGCCAAUGUGUGUUCAGCGGUGCCUUAUCUCGUUCUUAGGGACGAGUGUCUACUUCGGCUCUUUGCAAAACGUUCGUGUGAUGGAGCUCUCUCGGAUCUGAGGAAGAUGGCGUCUGGUGUUGGCUUCCCGCGAUGA
Molecule: messenger RNA, 342 nt
Organism: Miscanthus lutarioriparius
Lineage: Eukaryota; Viridiplantae; Streptophyta; Magnoliopsida; Poales; Poaceae
Source: the annotation of a GenBank genome assembly